AUGGCUGAGGGUGAGUGUGCUGAGGUCCAGCCUGGAGCAGAGACAGUAGGGGCAGAAGUGGAGUGGGACCAUGGGGGGGAAUGGUGUAGGGGAUGGCAAGGUUAUAGGGAGUGUUGUAGUGAGGUGCAGGAGUGCAGGGUUGGGAUUCUGGGAUAUGACACACCCAGACCACAGUGCAGUAUUGGCACUGUCACCACUACCCUUCCUUCCCUCUUUCUGACCCAAUUCAGAUACUUCCCCCAGGUCCCUACUCUCUCACCUGGGCAACUUUUCUGCCCAGUUACAAUGUGCUUUGGAGCAUCAAUCAAAUUGGGAAUGAGUGCAGGCGAAGUGCAAAAAAAUCUGCCGGUUUCGAUUUUGAUGGAAGCGAUCUGGGGUGGAGUCACCCACUACCAGAAUCAGGAUUUGAAUGGAAACCCCAAUGGCACUGUAGAACUCCCCCUAAAUGUGGAUCGAGAGGGCAACAUCGAGCGCCCAGUAUCCAUGCAGUGA
Messenger RNA from Cantharellus anzutake, 492 nucleotides. RefSeq lists its product as uncharacterized. Lineage: Eukaryota; Fungi; Basidiomycota; Agaricomycetes; Cantharellales; Hydnaceae. The record is from RefSeq and is a predicted model, not a curated record. Bases 1 to 492 code for a protein of 163 amino acids. The transcript is spliced from 3 exons.